UGCAAGUAAUCAAUUAGCUCCCCUUGAAUUGGUAGUGAAGAGGUUUGAGGUCCUUCAGGCUGUUCUUGUUCGUGAACCGCACAAUGGAGUCGAGCUCACAGAAAGAUCACACUAAUGGUUUUCAGUCACCUUUUAAAUCUUUCGCUACCGACGCGCUCCAUGUUGGACAAGAAGCAGAGCAAUGGAAAUCGAUGGCUGUGGUGCCACCCAUAUCAUUGUCAACCACGUUUAAACAAUAUGGACCCGGACAACAUGCGGGCUUUGAGUACAGCCGCAGUGGAAACCCCACACGGAAUUGCCUGGAGAAAGCUGUUGCGGCAGUGGAUGGAGCAAAAUAUAGUCUUGCCCUGGCUUCGGGUCUGGCAGCCACAAUGACAAUUGCACACAUGCUGAAGUGUGGGGACAACAUCAUCUGCAUGAAUGAUGUAUAUGGAGGUACUAACAGAUAUUUCAGAAGAGUAGCCUCCGAGAUGGGCUUGGAGGUGUCUUUUGUGGACUGUACGAAGCUUGAUUGCUUGAAGGCUGCUAUUAAACCAAACACUAAGCUUGUCUGGGUUGAGACUCCAACAAACCCCACCAUGAAGGUCAUUGAUAUCAAAGGCUGUGCGGAUGUCAUCCACGCUCACAAUAAAGACAUCAUUGUCGUGGUGGACAACACCUUCAUGUCUGCUUAUUUCCAGCGCCCUUUGGCCCUUGGAGCAGACAUUUGUAUGUACUCCGCAACGAAAUAUAUGAAUGGUCACAGUGAUGUUGUCAUGGGACUGGUGUCUAUGAAUCGGGAUGACUUGUAUGACCGCCUGAAAUUCUUGCAGAAUGCAAUUGGAGCUGUCCCUUCCCCCUUUGACUGUUACCUGUGUAACAGAGGGCUGAAAACCCUUCACUUGAGGAUGAAGCAGCAUUUCAUUAAUGCAAUGGCGGCUGCUAAGUUCCUUGAAGCUGACCCCCGUGUUGACAAAGUUGUUUUCCCAGGAUUGCCUUCGCACCCUCAGUACGAGUUAAUGAAACGACAGUGCACUGGUUGUCCAGGAAUGAUUUCCUUUUAUAUCAAAGGUGACCUUACAAAUGCGACUGCUUUUCUCAGCAACUUGAAGCUUUUUGCACUGGCUGAGAGUUUGGGAGGAUAUGAAAGCCUGGCAGAGCAUCCAGGCAUCAUGACUCACGCUUCGGUCCCUGAAGAAGACAGAAAGGUUCUUGGCAUCAGUGACACACUCAUUCGAUUGUCCAUCGGCAUAGAGGACGUUGAGGAUAUCAUUGCAGAUCUGGAUCAGGCUCUGAAAGCAGCACAUCCUCAACAAAAAAACUAAGGCAGUCAACUCAAGAACAAAUAUCCAUGCUGGAUCCUUCAAGGAUUAGAAGGGGCAGUGCAUCUUGAAAAGGAAGCAAGGGAUAUCCUAUGGAUUUGCCUUUUUUUUGAGAUUGCAAAGGAAUUGUAAAGUGUACUGUAAUUUCUGAUUAAUUUGGGUAACUAGUGUUUUUUCUUUUUAGCUGCUUUUAUUUUUGCUCCUGCUGAUUUUGCUUUUGUGGUUCAUAUACUGGAAUGAUUUUCAUUAUUAAAGGGAAGAUGAAAAGUGCGGUACAUGCAGAUGUUUGCUUAAAGGGGUUCUAGCUAAUGUGUUACAUUACUUGUCGUGCUCUUCCAUUUGCUACCUAGACCCUAUAUGUUUGCUGUUGGUAUAACAUGUUCUUGCAAAACUGCAUGAGCGAGCCUUACAUAAGAAUAAUAUAGCUAUAAUCUAUAAUGUGUCUAAACUUUGUGGGAUAGAAGACUUGAAGGUUAGAUUUAUUGGACCCUAUUCAUUUCAGGUUUUUACUUGUGUAAUUUGCACAAUUUGGGACAAAAUAAAACUAUAGCGAGAAGCAACAGGGAGGGCUACUUAAGUUAUGACCAAGUACCCGUUUUUAAACAUUUCUAGUAUAUUUUAUUAUCGUAUAAAUUGAUGUUUGAUCAUUAAAAAAUGCUACUUUUUACUUCAGCAUUCAGGUUUAUAAAUACGUACACUAUUUCAUUAAGAAAAUAAUGUGGGGGAUAUAUCAUUUUAACUGUACAUUUUAUUGGCUUUUCACAAUUUGUUUGUAUGUAAUGGAAUAAUUCAAGUCCUUAGCUCUGCUGCUACAUUUAUUACAUACACUGAAACAGGACUGGCUCAUUCGUCGGGAUACCCAUUUCCUUUGCAGAACAAAUUAGAACUGUUACAUUUGUGUGAAAUGGUCAUUAAAAUGUAAUUGAUUUUA
Polyodon spathula (Mississippi paddlefish) is the source of this 2232-nucleotide messenger RNA. RefSeq names its product cystathionine gamma-lyase-like. The transcript is spliced from 12 exons. Gene Ontology annotation, cellular component: cytoplasm. Gene Ontology annotation, biological process: transsulfuration. Lineage: Eukaryota; Metazoa; Chordata; Actinopteri; Acipenseriformes; Polyodontidae. The record is from RefSeq and is a predicted model, not a curated record. The coding region runs from base 84 to 1304 and encodes 406 amino acids. Gene Ontology annotation, molecular function: cystathionine gamma-lyase activity; pyridoxal phosphate binding.